GAUUUGACGAAAGUUUUUAUAUAUUUAUUUAUAAACGCCAUAUAACGUUGACACUGAAGAAGGGCAACAGGUUUGGCGAAGUUUUGCUUCAGAGAGAUGGAUGCAGGUUCCAGGUACCAAUGGGAGAGGCGUCGGCUGCAGUCACGACCUAUGGCAGAAAAGAUGGCAGCAUGGAUUUCUUUGCUCCGCUAUGGAUACUCCAGGUGUGGUGUCAGAUCCAGAGAGCAAGGCUCCAUCAACAGGACCGCAUCAGGUGGCCCAAGAGUUUCCCAAGCGUGACGAAGCUCCAUAUAAUGAUGGAUCCGGAUACUGAAGAGAUGCAGCAUACAAAACAUGAGCAAAGCCAGAAAGUUGCCGAGAUGGACCUCGAAGAGGAGACGGGAAAACCAGAACUCCAGGCAGAGGCUCCAGUUGAAACGAUGUUUGGCUUGUAGGCGAGGCGGAGAUUUGACGAAAGUUUUUAUAUAUUUAUUUAUAAAGUAAAUUUGAAUAUUUGUUAUUAUUUUAAUUUAGUGAAUUAAUUGAUUUGUAUUGUUAGUUUGAAUGGAAUGCGAAAAGUUAUUAUUAUUUGA
Scaptodrosophila lebanonensis is the source of this 572-nucleotide messenger RNA. RefSeq lists its product as uncharacterized. The record is from RefSeq and is a predicted model, not a curated record. The transcript is spliced from 3 exons. NCBI's taxonomy places the organism in Eukaryota, Metazoa, Arthropoda, Insecta, Diptera, Drosophilidae. Bases 120 to 434 code for a protein of 104 amino acids.